GCAGUUUGUUUCGAAGUGUUCAGCGAAACGAUGCCGAGCAAGAAGAGGAGAAAAAGGGAGGAGCGACCCACGAUCCACCCCAAGAACAAAUACUCGGAAAACCCGCCUGAUUUCGCCCUCUUGGCCUCUCUCUACCCUUCCUUUGAGCCCUUCGUCUUCUACUCUCGUGACGGCCGACCCAGAAUCGACUGGACCGAUUUCAACGCCACCCGAGAACUCACCCGGGUCCUCCUCCUUCAUGAUCACGGACUCAACUGGUGGAUUCCUGAUGGGCAGCUGUGCCCUACUGUGCCAAACAGAUCCAACUACAUCCAUUGGAUAGAAGAUCUUCUUGCAUCCGAUAUCAUUCCCAAACCACAUGGCGAUAAUUAUAAUGUGAGAGGAUUUGAUAUAGGAACUGGAGCAAAUUGCAUCUACCCACUUCUUGGUGCAUCGCUACUGGGAUGGAGUUUUGUUGCAUCAGAUAUGACUGAUGUAGCACUAGAAUGGGCUGAGAGAAAUGUUAAAAGUAAUCCACAUAUUUCAAACUUAAUAGAGAUCAGAAAGGUUAGACAUUGUGAAGAAUCCCUUCCUAUCCAGGAAUCAAGUAAUGAUGAGAACGUUUCUAGCGAAAGCAAAGUAGAUGUGAGGGAAGGUGGAAAUGAGACAAAGGCUUCACCCUCUUCUUCAUUUGAUGUUCCUGCAGCUGCAGAUAAGAGCUAUCAUGGACCACCUGUACUUCUUGAUGUGGUUCAGGAUGGUGAGACAUUCGACUUCUGCAUGUGUAAUCCUCCAUUUUUUGAAAACAUUGAGGAAGCAGGACUCAACCCAAAAACUUCCUGUGGAGGGACUCCUGGGGAGAUGGUUUGUCCAGGUGGAGAAAAGGCAUUUAUUGCCCGUAUUAUUGAAGAUAGCAUUGCAUUAAAGCACUCUUUCCGGUGGUAUAGUUCAAUGGUUGGUCGCAAAGUUAACCUCAAAUUCCUAAUAUCAAAGCUUCGAGAGGUUGGAGCCACCAUUGUAAAAACAACUGAAUUUGUUCAAGGCCAAACAUGCCGUUGGGGACUUGCUUGGUCUUUUCUGCCACCUGUCAAGAAGAUAAUAUCUUCUCAUGUUGCUGAGAGGGGUGUCCUCUCGUUCAUGCUUGAGGGUAUUCAACGCCACUUUGGAGCAAUUGAUGUACUGCAAUCGGUUGAUUCCUUUUUUUGCAAUAGUGGUGCAUCCUGUAAAUUGAAUGCCUCUUCAUUUACAGUUGAUAUCACAGCAUCAACAGAUCACUGUAAUUCAGUCCUGGGGAAUCAGAUAAAGAAUCACAAUGAAGUUGCUGGCAGCAGCAGCAGCAUGCAGGAGGCAUCCUUGAACUUAACUUUUCGCAUUUCAGUCUUUCAGCAAAUGCCAGGUACACUCCUGGUUAAAGGAUCAUUACAGCAGAAAGAUAGCCCACUCUCAGGAUUAUUCUCCUUAAUAUUCCGACAAUUGGAGGAUGUACUGAGAUCCAAAUUUUGUAGAGAAAAGACCUGAAUCAAUCCUUCCUAGCUUUAUUAAGCAGUUGAUUGAUGAAUGUGAAGCUCAUACAUAGAAGAACAUGCAGAUGAUUAAAGACAGCACAAAACAAUCAUCUGCAUCGUUUUUCUUUUCCCCUUGAUAAUACAUGGAAUGGAUAUUCAUAUUUACACUGUUUCCUUCCCCCGUUUGAUAAGUUUAUCCAUGGAAACAUUGCCUCGGCACUGAUAUGGGGAUUGAGUAAAGGUUUACCUUUAUUCGAUUCUCCUUUGUCUUGUAGUAGAUUAAUCAAAAUCAUACAGCAUGGAAAGAAAAUGACUUUAUCAUUAACAAACGUAACGUAGCUUU
Rubroshorea leprosula is the source of this 1827-nucleotide messenger RNA. Lineage: Eukaryota; Viridiplantae; Streptophyta; Magnoliopsida; Malvales; Dipterocarpaceae. The record is from the annotation of a GenBank genome assembly.